GGCCACUCCAGAUCCAGUCAGCAACCAUGAGGGCCUCACUCUUCCUUGCCUGCCUUGGAGUUGCUGUCGCUCUCCCCAUUGAUGAUGAUGAUGACGACAGGAUUAUUGGAGGCUAUCCCUGUCAGAAGAAUGCUCUCCCCUACCAGGUGUCCCUGAACGUUGGCUACCACAGUUGCGGUGGCUCCCUCAUCAACUCCCAGUGGGUUCUUUCAGCGGCUCACUGCUACAAAUCCCGAAUCCAGGUGCGUCUGGGCGAACACAACAUUGAUGUCCUUGAGGGUGGUGAGCAAUUCAUUGAUGCAGUCAAGGUCAUCCGCCACCCCAACUACAACCAAAACACCUACGAUAAUGACAUCAUGCUGAUUAAGUUGAAGUCAUCUGCCACCCUCAACGCCCGAGUGGCUGCUGUUUCUCUGCCUAAAUCCUGUCCAUCUGCUGGUACCAAGUGCCUCGUGUCUGGCUGGGGCAACAUCCUGAGCAGUGGCAGCAACUACCCUUCGCUUCUGCAGUGUCUGGAUGCUCCUGUCCUCUCUGACAGUUCCUGCAAGAGCUCCUACCCAGGCAAGAUCACUAGCAACAUGUUCUGCCUGGGCUUCCUGGAGGGGGGAAAGGACUCCUGCCAGGGUGACUCUGGUGGCCCUGUGGUCUGCAAUGGACAACUCCAGGGUGUUGUCUCCUGGGGUUAUGGCUGUGCUCAGAGAGGAAAGCCUGGAGUCUACACCAAGGUGUGCAACUAUUUGACCUGGAUUUGGCAGACCAUAGCUGCCAACUCAACACUUAUCUCUUCAUGAAUGAUCUCUUUGUGGUCAGCUUCACUUUCUUUCUAUGCACAAACUCAGUAUCAAAAUAAAAGCAUUUUGUUCUCAC
This is a messenger RNA of Nannospalax galili (Upper Galilee mountains blind mole rat), 867 nucleotides long. RefSeq names its product cationic trypsin-3. Gene Ontology annotation, molecular function: serine-type endopeptidase activity. The record is from RefSeq and is a predicted model, not a curated record. The transcript is spliced from 5 exons. Bases 27 to 791 code for a protein of 254 amino acids. Gene Ontology annotation, biological process: proteolysis. Lineage: Eukaryota; Metazoa; Chordata; Mammalia; Rodentia; Spalacidae.